AACCACGUUCUCUCUCUGAAUUUUCAUCUGCAGAGCAAAGCGACUUUCCUCUCUCUCAGCUCAUCGAUGAAGAAGGUCUCUGAUCCUUCUUCUCUGGUUCGCCUAAACAUUGGUGGGAAGAAAUUUAGAACAACAUUAGAUACAUUGACUCAGCGAGAACCUGAUUCGAUGCUAGCUGCAAUGUUUAGUGGCCGUCAUACUAUAUACCAGGAUCCUGGGGAGGGAUCUGUCUUUGUGGACAGGGAUGGGAAACAUUUUCGACACAUUCUCAAUUGGUUAAGAGAUGGCAUAGUUCCAACUCUUUCUGACUCUGAGAUUCAAGAGCUUCUGCGAGAGGCAGAGUACUAUCAGUUGCUCGGACUCAUCGAUGGAAUAAUUGAACUAACAAGUAAAAAGAAGGAAGAUGAGGAACCUCAGUCAGAGCUGAAGCGUGUUGAUGUUAUCAAGUGCAUACAGUUUGAGAAAGUUAGACUGCGAGGGGUUAACCUUUCUGGGCUUGAUCUGUCCAAGCUGGACCUUUCAUAUGUUGACUUCAGCUAUGCAAGUCUUAAAAACGUGUUCUUCUCACGUGCAAACCUUCAGUGUGCUAAGUUUCGGGAUGCAGACGCUGAGGGAUCAAUUUUUCAUAAUGCAACUUUGCGAGAAUGUGAAUUUACUGGAGCAAACCUUCGUGGGGCCUUAUUAGCAGCUGCUAAUCUCCAGAGUGCCAAUUUACAAGAUACUUGUUUGGUGGAUUGCAGCUUCUGCGGAGCAGAUUUACGCUCUGCACACCUUCAGGGGGCUGAUCUAACUAGUGCGAACUUAGAGGGAGCUAAUCUUGAAGGAGCAAAUUUGAAGGGCGCAAAACUUUCAAACGCCAAUUUGAGGGGUGCAAACCUACAACGAGCUUAUUUACGAUAUGUGAAUCUUCAAAAUACUCAAUUGGAAGGUGCAAGGCUGGAUGGGGCAAAUUUACUGGGUUCAAUCCGAUGAACUAAGUGUAGGUGUAUGAUUCAAGGAAUAUCACUAUGUUUUUAUAAGUAUAUAGCAUGCAUAUAUAUAAUAUCAUUCCCUGUUCAUUAAAUUAUGCGACAUAAAAUUUCCCUGUUCAUUAAAUUAUGCGACAUAAAAUUUAGGCCGAUGUUUAUAGACAAUCAAAAUCAUUUGGGCGGA
Cucurbita maxima (winter squash) is the source of this 1152-nucleotide messenger RNA. Its product is annotated as FH protein interacting protein FIP2-like. The coding region runs from base 67 to 972 and encodes 301 amino acids. The transcript is spliced from 11 exons. Gene Ontology annotation, molecular function: protein binding. Gene Ontology annotation, biological process: protein homooligomerization. NCBI's taxonomy places the organism in Eukaryota, Viridiplantae, Streptophyta, Magnoliopsida, Cucurbitales, Cucurbitaceae. The record is from RefSeq and is a predicted model, not a curated record.